Tauraco erythrolophus (red-crested turaco) is the source of this 1515-nucleotide messenger RNA. RefSeq names its product interleukin 7 receptor (gene IL7R). Gene Ontology annotation, biological process: cytokine-mediated signaling pathway; positive regulation of receptor signaling pathway via JAK-STAT; hemopoiesis. NCBI's taxonomy places the organism in Eukaryota, Metazoa, Chordata, Aves, Musophagiformes, Musophagidae. Gene Ontology annotation, cellular component: external side of plasma membrane; membrane. The record is from RefSeq and is a predicted model, not a curated record. Gene Ontology annotation, molecular function: cytokine receptor activity; protein binding.
GCAUGUUUACAUUUCCCCGUGCCUGCGGUCUCUUUAUCAGGCAAUGGGUUUGUUCUGCGUCUAGUAUAAAGUAAGCGAGCGCAGGUUUCACACACACACGUACUGCACACAUGCAGCAUGCUCAGGAUGACACAGACAAGUACAGUAUUGAGCAUUUUCAUCUUGUUUCUUCACACCACUUUUGGGGAAAGUGGUUGCGCCUCAGCAGAUGGUGAUGGGACUUUUGAAGAUGAUGAACUAGACAAUUUUGAAAUCAACUGCUUCAGCCAGCUGGAAUCUAAGGUUUCCUAUAGCAGCCUGACCUGCAAUUUUACAGAGCUGCCUCCUCACAACACUAACUAUACCAUGGCCCUGUGUACCAAGGAAGACAGCAGUUACAUGUGCUUCAACAUGGAGAAACAGGAAGAUCUAUACUUCUUAGAAUUCACUGAUAUACUAUCGAAUAAAGACAUUUGCAUGCUCUCUGAGACAAAGAAAAGGGUCUGCAGGAGUCUGGUUGUAACUGACAUUGUUAAGCCUGAAGUACCGUUCGAUAUAAACGUCACAUACCAAAAGGAGGCAAAUGAGUAUCUUAUUCAUUAUAGUACACCACACUCACGGAAGAAGUACUUAGAUGGCAAAUUAAUACACCAAACAGCCUAUCGGCAGGAAGAAGGCACUUGGAAGACAAUAGAGUCGCCGUACCUUCAGGUAAAAUUACUGGGGAAAAACCUCGAAAACGAUGCAUCGUAUGAGGUGAAAGUACGUUCGCAGCCCAACGGAGUUUAUUUUAAGGGCACGUGGAGCGAAUGGAGUGCUUCCAAGAGCUUCAGGACUGCAAAGGAGCAGCACUCCACAGAGAGCUCUAGUAGCGUGGUCGUGAUUGUACUCUUCCUCUUGGGAUUCAUGCUGUCUGUUGUCAUGAUUGUCCUGAUCGGAACUUUUUGGGAAAACAGGAUCAAGCCUGCUGUGUGGCCAAACCUUCCUGAUCAUAAAAAAACGCUGGAGCAACUGUGCAAGAAGCCAAAAAAUAAUUUUGAUAUAAGCUUUAACCCAGAGAGUUUUGGUUACGUUCAUAUUCAUAAAGUGGACGGCAUUCGAGCAAAAGCUGAACUGGAAAACUUUCUACAGACAUCAACUGCUCCAGAGACAAACCUUCCAGAAAAAUUUAGGAGUGGAUCAGACCUGAAGAUGAUCCCUGCCAUGACAGACAAAAGCAACCUAAACCUGUCUGUGACUUAUGGAGGAAUCUGGCCGGCUGAAGCCCUGUGCAGACUCCUAGGCACCAGCCAGUUUGCAGUCACCGAAGCAAACUGCGGCUCCAGCACGUACGAGGUGUGCCACAGCAACGGUGUGCCGCUGUGCGAUGAUGGUUUCGACCUUUCCUCCACUCCUACCCUGGAUCCCUCUGACCAGCCCAGAUCAGAGCCCCUAAAUGAUGACAUCGUAUCCCAGAUGCUGCCUGCCAGUGAAACGAGGUCACCAAACAACGAGGAAGCCUAUGUCACAAUGUCUAGCUUCUACAAAAUUCAGUAA